Messenger RNA from Bombus pascuorum, 1556 nucleotides. Its product is annotated as nurim homolog. The record is from RefSeq and is a predicted model, not a curated record. The transcript has 4 exons. Bases 18 to 758 code for a protein of 246 amino acids. Gene Ontology annotation, cellular component: nuclear membrane. NCBI's taxonomy places the organism in Eukaryota, Metazoa, Arthropoda, Insecta, Hymenoptera, Apidae.
AUUAGUUAUUUAUAAAAAUGUUUGUAAAAUGUAUUAGUGUUGUUGUUUGUACUAUUUGUUUUUUAUACACCUUUUAUAUUUUAUGUAAUUUGACAUAUUUUUUAUCGAAUGUGUCGAAUAAAGAUAAAGAAACGAUUACUUCGUCAGAAAAAGAUGAAGAUACAGAGUCUGUAUUAUGGUUGCUAAUAAUAAACAUGUCUCUAUUAAGUACUUUCAUGUUCCAACAUUCACUUAUGGCAAGUGAUAUUGUGAAAUAUUUAUUUUGCAAAUUACAUAUGGAUUAUAUGGAAAGAAGUAUUUAUAAUGUUGCUAGUGCUAUGACUCUUCAUUUAUUAUUUAAUAAAUGGCAAACUAUUUCAUCUAUUGCAUUAUGGAAUGUUAAUAUCUCUUUUAAUAAUAUUUUGUGGUUUACAUUUACUGCUUUACAUGUAUUGGCUUGGUCAAUAAUUUAUAGUGGAUGUUUGAUGAUGGAUAUAUCUGAAUUAGUUGGAAUAAAACAAGUAUAUUAUAAGUUUUCAUUUAGACCAAGUCCUAUGCUAAUGAAGUCAAAAGAAUUGUUACGUUAUUACUCACACAUGAGACAUCCAAGUUUUACAGGAUUUCUUAUUAUUUUAUGGGUGUAUCCUCAUAUGACAUUAGACCGAUUAUUAUUGGCUUUGAUACUCUCAAUUUACAUGACCUUAAUGUGGACUAUUGACAAGGAAGAUUACAAUUAUCAUGCUAAUCUUGUGAAGAGAAAACAAAGAGAAUUAUUCUGAUUUUCACUUAUACAUACUAGUUUGCUUUAUCGACUUUUGUGUUCAUUACAAUUAAGUUAUAUAUUCAGUCGUUCUAACAUUAGUUUAAAAGCUUUAUAUUGUAAAAAGCGAGUAGAACUGCAACAACAAAAUUAGUACUAUGUCCAGUUGUGGAUAAUACACCUGCUCGAACUGCUGUUUUAUACAAAGGGCAAAUAUAUCUUGAAUCAUCUUUUGGUAAUUCUAAUACUGGAUUUAUAUGUAAAACUGGAAGAGAUGGAUUCAUUUCACCUAAAAUAGAUCAUUUAUUUGCCUUUCAUGCAUGAUAUAUUAUUUAAAGAGUAAUAUUUUCUGAAAUUUUUUCAAAUUUUUUACCUAUAUUUGCAUCUACUAAAUGCAUGGAUCCAAAAUCCCAUCUACCAGCAUCAAUAAAUAACCCAUGUAUUAAAACUCCAUCUUCUGGUACUUGUAAGUUUUUAUAUACUUGUAUUACCUAAUAUAUUAUAUCAAUUAUCUGAAUGAAUCAUUCUUUUGUUGCAUAAUAUUUAAUUGUGGUAAAAUAUUUAUAAUGAUCAAACCUCCUUUUCAGCCUUUUUGUGCUCUAUUUCAAUAUCUUCUUGAUCAAGAACAACUUUGGUAGCAAUAAAAUCCAACUUUAGGUGGUCUAUAGGAAUAUUAUACUUUCUAGCACAUGUUUGUAACAUGCCAGUUAAAAAUCCUUGCGGAAAGGAUAAACCCGAAAUCCAAAAAGAAAUUGGCUUUAUAUCAAUCAACCAAAUCUGUAAUGUAUAAUACUUACUAAACUGGUUAUUUUUUAUA